Molecule: messenger RNA, 1551 nt
Organism: Plutella xylostella (diamondback moth)
Lineage: Eukaryota; Metazoa; Arthropoda; Insecta; Lepidoptera; Plutellidae
Gene: Pex14
Product: peroxisomal biogenesis factor 14
Biological process (GO): protein import into peroxisome matrix, docking
Cellular component (GO): peroxisomal importomer complex; peroxisomal membrane
Molecular function (GO): signaling receptor binding
Source: RefSeq, a predicted model, not a curated record
UUUAAUUUACUACUAAUUAAAAUAAUAAUUUACAACAUCGAAUAGCCGAGGAAACUUCAUGAUUGUGUGAAUUUUGUGUAGUUACGUAGUGCACCCUUGAUAUUUAAAUGGAAAUGUCGACGGACGCCCUUUCUAAAGCUGGAAAUGAAAUCCGAGAGAACUUGGUGACCACAGCUGUAAAAUUCCUGAACAAUCCAAACGUACAGAGAUGCACUCUGGAGAGCAAAGAGAGAUUCCUACGGAGCAAGGGCCUGACUGAACCUGAAAUACAGAAAGCCAUAGAAAAAGUUUCAGAAAUGUUGUUGGACGUACCCACAAUGACCUCUGAACUCAUGUUCUUCCAACACUCCAGAAGAUCUUGGUUUAAAGAACAUAUUCUUCCAUUAUUAGUUUAUGGUGGAUUUGCAUAUGGGGUGUUCUGGUUCUACAAGAACGUGUUAAGAAGCAUGCUAUUCGUCGAGCAGCCCAAACGGAAAACCACAGCUGAAUGUCUAGACGAGCUGCGAAAGUCGAUGGACAUUCUCAACUCUAACAUCACGUCGUUAAGGUCGGAAAUACAAACGAGCCACCAGAACAGCGAGGCGGCUGCUUUGAGGUCGCAAGUCGAUGCUGUCAAGUGCGACAUCGCUUCUGUGAAAGGGAUUCUUUUGAAUAGAAACCAGUUCCCCUCGCUCAAGGCGCGAACAGAACCGCCCUCCAUCCCGGCGUGGCAGCGCCAGGCGGAAGCCGCCACCUCCACCGACGCGGCUGAAGAGAAGAAAACCAAGCGAGGUCGCAGCCAGCGCUCCGAGUCAGCGGGGUCCAACUCUAGUGAAGGGGAGCAGGCCACGAAGAACAGUGACAGCAGCCUUGAGAUCAUAACAUGAAGCUCGCAUCAAGGCUCUGGGUGAUUUAGUCUAGUCUAGAUAGAUUUAGCUCAUGUUGUUCCGAUUGGUUGUUGCAUUGUUUUAGCAAGUUUAUACGAGGUAGGGCCUCGGGUUAAAAAUUAACAAAGCAAUAAUAAUCUAAAUUCCCGUCUGAGAAUUCUAAAUUACAUUUAUUACACUGUGCUUGUUACUGAAUAUUUACAGAACUAAAUCACUUUCAAGUAGUAUUGAACUGGGGUAAAUGGGGUCAAAUGGUACACAAAAGAUAUGUUCAGAAUGUGUUGGUAUAUGUAAAAAUAAUCUGUCCUCUGUACCAUAAUACAUACUUACUUAAAUUAUGUAAUAACUGCAGUUACAUUUAUUGAUAUUAAUAUGGGUAUUGAUUAAUAGUGUGGGCUUCGCUUCGGUGGUAAAUAGGCCGAUUCUAAUGCUGUAGUCAAAAUUGAGGGUAUCUGUCUAAAAUAUUUGGUCGACCCGCCGCUUUGUAGGGGGUGAAUGAACUCAUUUAAAUAGUUCGCUUGAAAAAUGCUUAUUGCAAUAGGCAAAUGCAUAAUAUAAUAAUAAUUUUGAACUAAGUUACUACAUGCCAUUGCCUGAAUAGGUACCCGUGUACCUUUUCUUAGUAAUCAAAUUAAUGAAAAACAACCAUCUACAUAUUAUUAAGAUACAUUUAGUACCUGAUAAA